AUGGCUCGCGCAAAACAAGGUGGACCGGCCUCUAAAAAGGCCCGGCGGCUGAAGGAGAAGGCGGUCACGCAAACGGCGCUGCGGAGAAAUAGAAAUGCGAAGCCCGUUGUCGUCAGCGAUACCGAGAAACCACAACCACCGAUGGACACAGAAAUCGUCCUUGUGGAUCUGCAGGACGAAGAUGGAGAUAUGGACGAUGUUGUUGUUGUUUCCGAGAAUGAGGACGAUGUGGUAUCUGCGGAAGAAAACGGCGCCUCAGAGCUGGAGCUGGCUCAAGUAGCAGAACCAAUAGCAGGCUCCAAUCCAAGGAAGAGACGGUACUCAGAGGCUGAAAACGAGGUCGCAGGAAAUAAUGACUUUAUUGGUUUUGGCUUCACAUCCAGCGAAGAUGAGGCAGAUCCAAACGGGGCCGAAAACGAUGGCCAUAACUCCGAUGAUGGAUACCUAAGUGACGACGGCUCCGGCGCCUCGUAUGUGCAAGCAUUGAGCACAUCGGCGUACCCAUGGGUGAAGGGCCAAGAUCAUUCCAAACAGAAGGAGAUCGCCGAUUGGCUCACGCUCGAAAUCAAGGAUUUUGUCAACUACAUCUCGCCCUCGAAGGAGGAAAUCACCACCCGUAAUGAUAUCAUCAACAACUUGAAGGCCAACAUCUCCCAUUUUUGGCCCUCAACGCAGGCGCACGUGUUUGGCUCCUCUGCUACCGACUUGUACCUCCCGGGCUCCGAUAUCGACAUGGUGGUCAUUUCCACCACUGGAGACUAUGAAGAGAGAUCUCGUCUCUACCAGCUCUCAUCAUAUCUUCGAAAAAAUGGCCUCGCGAAGAACCUCCAGGUCAUUGCCAAUGCAAAGGUGCCCAUCAUCAAAUUUGUGGAUCCCACACACAACGUGCAUGUCGAUAUCUCCUUUGAAAGGUCAAAUGGUCUCGAUGCUGCGCGCAGAAUUCGUAAAUGGCUCUCUCUGACGCCAGGUCUUCGUGAAUUGGUACUCAUAAUCAAACAGUUCCUUCGUUCCAGAUGGCUCAACGACGUCCACGUCGGUGGCCUUGGAGGCUAUUCCACAAUCAUCAUGGUGUACCACUUCUUGAAGCUACAUCCGCGUCUUUCGACCGGCAACGUGUCUGCGAUGGAGAAUUUGGGAACCUUGCUAAUAGAAUUCUUCGAACUUUACGGUCUCAACUUCUCCUACGACAGGCUCUUGUUUGCAAUCGACCCGGUCAAUGAUACUCCAAAAUACAUGCUCAAAAGCGCAUGUCCACAGCAUAGAUCCUUUAAGGGUCUGUUUGCAAUCGUGAUCCAAGAUCCCUCCGACCCACAGAAUAACAUCACUCGUUCAUCAUACAACUUAAACGGAAUAAAGAAGGCAUUCGUGGGAGCAUAUCAUCUCCUAGUUGGUAAAUGCUUCGAGUUGCACGCAGCAUCGUUCAAGGAGCGGGUCGGCGCGCUGAUUUUGGGUGACAUUAUCAAGUUCAAUGGUAAAGAUAGAGAUUUCAAUGACGACAGAGACAAAGUGAUUAACGAUGCAUUGAUCGAUCAUGGUUAUGAGGAUAGUGAGAGCGACGGCGCUGACGGAAAUGACAAGUAUUACUUCUCAGAUAUGACCGAGGAGAGUGCAGAUGAUGGCGCACCUUUCUUUGACGCCUCUUCGAAACACAAAUCGGAUGCCGCAUCAAAACCAUCUUCCAAAGCCGCAUCAAGAGCAUCUUCGAAAGCCCCAUCGAAAGCCUCUUCCAAGGCCCCAUCCAAAGCACUGUCGCCUGCUCCACAGCUCACUUCCAAGCCACGCGCAGAUGGUAAAAAGGUCGAAGACUUCAUGAGCUUAGGACAAAACUCCGACGCAGAAGAGAAUGACGGUGGCGCGCAAAAACCUCAAAAGUCCCAAAGCUUGCUCGAGAAAGAUACAAAGCGUGAGUUUUGGAAACUGAAAGGUCUCCAUCCAGCCAACCAACCUAUAUAA
Molecule: messenger RNA, 1953 nt
Organism: Australozyma saopauloensis
Lineage: Eukaryota; Fungi; Ascomycota; Pichiomycetes; Serinales; Metschnikowiaceae
Product: non-canonical poly(A) polymerase
Exons: 1
Coding region: 1-1953 (650 amino acids)
Biological process (GO): RNA 3'-end processing
Cellular component (GO): TRAMP complex; nucleolus
Molecular function (GO): mRNA binding; poly(A) RNA polymerase activity
Source: RefSeq, a predicted model, not a curated record